Myiozetetes cayanensis is the source of this 5417-nucleotide messenger RNA. It is a transcript of the gene MTFR2, whose product is annotated as mitochondrial fission regulator 2. Lineage: Eukaryota; Metazoa; Chordata; Aves; Passeriformes; Tyrannidae. The transcript has 8 exons. The coding region runs from base 2918 to 4141 and encodes 407 amino acids. Gene Ontology annotation, biological process: mitochondrial fission; aerobic respiration. Gene Ontology annotation, cellular component: mitochondrion. The record is from RefSeq and is a predicted model, not a curated record.
UAUCAGUGAUAAACCUGGAUUCUUAUUCCACCCUGCGAGAGUGCAGCAAGAAUUUUGCUUUAACGGUGAAGUUGUCACUCUUCUUUAGUAGCGUAAGAAAUACAUAUGUAUAUAAAUACUAAAGUGAGUUUCAAGUGUAUUCUUUGAUAGCUUAGACACCAACAGAACACUUUAGUGAGUAAAUUGGUGGCGGUAUCUUUUUUUAUUUCUAAUAGUUGUGCUUCUGGAAUUUUUGUAGCCGAAGCGCAAACGUUAGUCUACUUUUUUUCUUCUUCUUUUUUUUUCUUUUUCUUUUUUUUAAGAAAAAUAACAAACCCACAAGCUUAGUUUAGUAGUAGGUGCACACUUUAACUCCAGAAUGUUGAGAGUGACACUAACAUAUUUGAGUUACCAGAACAAGGACAUUCUAAUACAACAAGAUUACUUUGGUUUUCUUUCUCAAACAGCUUUUGAUAAACUAAAUCUUAAUGUUAUAUGAAGUUAAAAGUGUAGUUGUUCUUGUUCACCCCUUGGAAUAGCAUACUGUCUUUGAAAAAUAAAGCUUUUCCGUUCCUCUUUUUUUAAUCUGAUACAGAUACUUGUAUUAAAUACAUAUAUAAUGCAUGCCCUCUUAUUGGCUUUAUAGUUAGGGAGUAAUUAACCAUUUGCACUAUCCAAGUUAAAUACUAGAAGGCAGGAAAACAGUACUGUCUUUAAUCCUAACUUAGUUGAAGAAACUGUAUUUUGGAUUGUACUGGUUUGCCAGCAGCUGUGUAGAAAGGAAAACAGGAAUAAUACUUACCCUCAGUAGUAGUUAGUUACUAAAGGGUCAUUUCUGCUUUGUUUUGGAAAGUUUAGUCCAACUAUACUGUAUUGCAAGAUUUCAUUUUACAUGUACAGUGCAUGUUUUAAUAGCUGUUUGAAAUGUAAAAAUGAGAAUGUAAAAAAUGUAAAAAAUCCUUGGACUUUAUAACAAAAGUCACACAGACAUUUCUGUAUAUUAAAUCAGAAUAGGCAAGAAAAGGAACAAAACAAACAACGCAAGUAUCAAAGUCUUUCCUAAUGAAGUAAAAUUUAGCAGCAAUCUGAAAAUAACCAGUAAGACCAAAAUAUACUUGAGCUGUCAUAACCUUAGAAGAGGUAAUCUGUAUCAUCUAGGUCAAGUUGAAAAUAGAUUGUUGUGGUCUGUGUCAUAAGGCAAGAUAAUUCCUGGGUGAAUAGGCAGAUGUAAAUUUUGUGCUUCAGCUGAAUGCUCAGGGAGAUCUAGUAGAGUUUGCUUUGCUAAUGGCAUUUGAUCCUACAGACCUGUCUGUAGACUGGAGCAUAAAAAUCCUUUUUUAAUAAUCCUUAAUUUCAUUGCAGUUUAUUAAAAAUAAAAUUUGAUUUCUGAACACAUACUGACAGCCAUAAGCAUUUUUAAAAAUAAAUUAGUUCAAAUUAAGAGAUAAUGUAGUGAAAGAUGCAAGUUGUAGUCUGAUUGUCAGAGAUCUGUAAGAAAGUGGGAGUGAAGAUGAUUUUUUUUAUAAAUCCAAAACUCAUGCUUCAGCACCUAUUAGUCUUUCAGCAUUAACAGUGAAUUUUUCCUGUUGUGAGAAAAACACGUUUUGAAGUUUUCACCUGGUACUACCAAGGUAGUUGCACUUAAAUUCCAUUCACCAGAGUCAUGCAUUGUGCGUUUCUUGUUACAAGGUAAAGACCAUCACUGAUGGAUCUCCAGGGAAAAAAGUCUAGACAUGCUGGCAUAAAAUUUUGAGUUCAAUAAUUCCUUCUGACUCGCUGCUCUCCAGCUUUGAAGCACUUUGUGAAUCCACUUCGUCUCUGCAUGGCGUGCUUAUAAAGUUUGAAGUUAUCCCUGCAGUUCAGAUAAAAUCAGACAUCCAUUUUACUAGGCAAAAAAAUUUCCAACAACCAACCUGAACAAAAACCCCCCAAAACACACAAAAAAUCCAGCUAUCCUGUUCUAGACUAUGUGUACUUGAUCAGUUUCUUGGUUUGGAAUUAAACCUCACAUCCUGUUCCUGGGGAGGCAGAAUCAGUAGCAUUACUGUAACAGUGGGCAGCUACAUUGGAUUUAAGCUUUCCUGGUCCAUUUUCAGAGGUAAAGGCAGCAGCACUAGGCCUUGAGCCCCAUGUCAGUUCUCGUCUUUUCUUUAAGCUGGCCUGUCACAAAAUCCUUUUCUUCAGAAGAUCCUGCAGGUCCCUUCUGUACUGCUCAGAGUUGUACCUGCUGCCUUGAAGCCUUUCUUGAUGAGGUCUCUGUCAAGUGCACCUCUAGUUCUAAAGCAGCUGGUUACUGGUGUUGAUCCAGUCAAACUAAAACCUCAAGCGUAAACCUUCCUAGGCCCCUGAACGCGUUCUGUGCUGUUACUACAGUGUGUCUUACCGGUACUGUUCCUUCUUUGUGUUUGGUCUUGGAGAAUCAGCCUGUGUGACAAGUUAUGGGUAAUAGUAACUACACUACUUACAGUAAUAGUGUAACACUAUCUGCACAGGUGGAGGGAAAAGAUAUCCACAUUACUUUUCUGAGCAGAAGCACUGUCUUACUUUGUCACACUGCAAGCAUUCUUGAAGUAUUCAAUUUCGUAAACAGCAGAAAUCUUUACAAGCAGGACUAAAGAGCAGGUAUCCAAAUAACGGUAUCCAAAGCCAGAUUUGUUGUUUUGAAGUGAGCUCAGGUUGGUUCUCGGUUUUUGCUCUGGCCGUGGCUGGAGCUGGGUGUUCCCGGAGGUGCCGCGGCCGGGCCCGGGGCACUGACGGACCCUCUUCAAACCGCUCCCUCCCGACACCGCCCGCGCGGGCCCGCCCCGCCCCCUCAUUGGCUCUGCCCGAGCACUGCCGGGCUCCUAUUGGCGGGCUCCCCCUGUGCCCCGCCCCCGUGCCCGACGGGCGCUGUUUCGGCGGGCGGCAGGUCCGGCUGCGCCUGCCCCUUCGCCCGCCCAUGGCGCUGCUGCUGGAUCUGCUCCGCCGGCUGCUGGAGCUCCUGGGCUGGCCGCCCCACCAGGCCAUAUUUUUUGAAACUCGCAUGCUUGGCAGCAGUAUCACUCGUGCAGUCAGAACGUGCCUUCCUUCAGCAGUCUCAUCAGGAAGGCAUUUCCAGCGGUUAUACACCAUCAUAAGGAAGUAUCAAAUCAAGGUCGUAUCUGUUUGCCAAAAAAAGCAAUAUGGAUCUACUCGAAGUGUUGUCCGGAGACUUGGGACAAUUCUUUCCCUGGAGCCCUAUCCAAGACCUUAUUUUCAACUUGUUCAAGACCCAGAUCCAUUGGGUUAUGAUGAACAAAGUGCAGCUCCAACUUCUGUGGCUCCAUCACUUGCUGAUGUCCUGUGGGUGGCAAGUGAUGAAGGACAGGCUUUUACUAGACAUAGGACUGAAUUACGGAGAAAAGAGAAAAGCACAGCUUGUCACAACCUAUAUCCAUCUAUAGAUUCAAUACAGAGCAUUCCAAGAAACAGUACACACAAAGACAAUAUUGAUCAAGCUGCACUCCAGAAGAUUUCUGCGCUUGAAGAUGAGCUAACCUUUCUUCGUGCUCAGAUUGCUGCAAUUGUUUCAGCGCAGACACUGGGAACCAUUCCAUCACCCUUUAAUACACUCAGCACUCCAGAUGGAUUUUACCCAGUGCCAGCCAUGACUUCCACACCAUUGUCCGUCUCUCACAAUCACUUUGUAAUUCCCUUGCCUCCUCCACUUCCUUCUGGUGUACCAUCUGGUGUUGAUUCUAGUAAAUCUGCAAUGGAACUCAUAAAACUACGCCGUGCUGCAAGAAACAGUGAUUCAAGUACAGCUGAUAGUGCUGAUCACCAGAAGACAAAGAACGUUCCUAGUAUGAUGGAUGUUUUGAAAGACCUGAACAAAGUUCAGUUGCGAGCUGUUGAGAGGUCUCCUGGAGGUACUCCUCUUCCUAGACACCAAAAGAGACAAAGUUCAGAUUGGGAUCCAGUUGCUCUACUAACUCACGCACUGAAGCAGAAAUUUGCACAUAAAAAUUAUGAUGAAGAUGAUUCUCUGGACAAAGAAAAUCGAUCUUUUGAUAACUCUCCAUUUUCUAGUCCGGAGAUCCCAACGGUUGGACGUUGCAGUCUGAAGCUAAAUGCAAAACCUAGCCUUACAAGAACUGAUGAAGUUGAACAGGUACCAGCGUGGAAAGUGAGAGCUCAUAUUUAGCUGCAGUGGAGACUUCUGAGGAAACUUCAUAGUGUACAUGAGUGGUGGGUCCACUUGGAAACUGCUGUAAGGUGCUGUAUUGUGUUGUUCUAGAACAGGUCUUUCCUAUGCUAUUCAAGUUUGGGUGUUGUAGGGUUUGUAAAAUUACCUCCUCCUUAGUUUCCCAGAAACCAAGCUUGUGAAUGUGAUGUUUUUAUGAGAAGCACAGAAGCAAAAGAGGGCUUCCAUUACUAUGUAGCAGUGUGUUUGAAACCUGGGAAAUCGAGGAAAGCAGUGUGUGUGGGGAGGGAAAUUUAUUACUGUGGCAGCUGAGGUGUACCUUCUGUUUGCACUCCAGUGUAAAUAACAAAGUAUAAACUUUUUGUUAGUGUGUUAUCACUGACUGUAUAUAAUGGUAAUACUUCGUCAUUAGAGUAGUAUAGUUGCCAUGGUUUUUUCUGCAGUUUGCUGAUGCAACUCUUUAUUCCAUGUGCAAACAAUAUUCUGAUUUAUUUUGGGUUAGGAGAUGAACUUUUAUGUUUGUGAAACUUUGUGCUGUAAGUAAACUACAGCUGCCUGUUAAGUGCCUGUAAUAUGAGGGAGUUGCAUUCUGAGAUAAAAAAGACCUGGAAGAGAGAUCUGCUAGCACAUAGUCUAAAUUCCAUAUGUAAGUAAACAUUAAUUCCCACCUCAACUUGUUCAUCUGACCUCAGUUUUGUUCACAUGAGUUUAUAAAAUAAAAUUUUCUUUAUAUUGUAGAUGUGUGUGGUAGUGGCCUUUUGUGUUGCAGAAUCUUUCGUAUCUUAAGAUCUGACCAUAUUAGACAACUUCUUAAAUUGCAUUAUCUAAAACUAAUUAAAGUACAGCUUAUAUUUUCUCCUGCCAGAGCACUUGAUGGAGCCACUUAUUUACAAAUUUAUUAUGAUCCACUGCUUACAGUAGCUGCCUUCACUUAGUCUUUUGUCUGAUGAUCCUGAUGUAUAAAACCUAAAUCCUGUCAGACUCUUGAAUGUGUCCCUUAUAUAUCCUGUGUGUCUUCUAUUUCCCUGCUCACUUACACAGAGUAGACUGACAGCUGUAUCCCCUCCUACUGCUGAGUCUUAUUUGCACAGAUGUAAGAAAUUAGAGUGCAAAUGCCAUACUUUCAUUUUAAUUUUAAAAGUUAUCUUUUGAGUAAACCUGAAGCUUAAGUGACUUGAUAUAUUAUGCUCCUAAAAUUAUAUCAUCUAGAUGUGUGUCUGUUUUUUUCUGGAUUUAGUAAUUAUUUAACUUUAUCAUAUUCUGCCAUUCCUUGCUU